This is a messenger RNA of Fusarium tjaetaba, 2898 nucleotides long. RefSeq lists its product as uncharacterized. NCBI's taxonomy places the organism in Eukaryota, Fungi, Ascomycota, Sordariomycetes, Hypocreales, Nectriaceae. The coding region runs from base 1 to 2898 and encodes 965 amino acids. The record is from RefSeq and is a predicted model, not a curated record. The transcript is spliced from 4 exons.
AUGACUUCCAACUUUGACAAACUGCCUAGAGAGGCUCUCGCCUCCAUUUCGAGCGUGAGCGCACGGGUCAGAGACGCUAUCUCCGCAUCUCUCCCCAUCGGGCCAGAACAGUACCUGACCAUCACCGCCCCUGGAACUGUAAUUGAUCUGGCCAACUCGGACCGCGACGACUCAUUUGUAUAUGAUGAAUCCAAACAUAAUUUCCCUCCAGCAAAUGUCAGACAGGCUGAGGCCAGCUUAGUUGACCGAAUGAUGCCGAUAGCCAAAUGCGCAUUUAAUUCCCGCAAGCCCGGUAUUCACACCCUCCCAGGCAUCCCCAGCCACGGAAAGAUGGACUACGCAAAGUCAAUGGAGCUUCUCAACAAGAAAGUACCUGGAACCUCAAAGACCAUGAUUGACGUUUAUCGCGACAAGGAGAUGAAGUGGGUUGAACGGCAGCAGGCUUGGGAAGAGGCAAAGAUCAAUGCUGCUCGUAAUGCAGAAAAUGCCUUUGAAGAGGGGACCAAGGACUACGUCGAAAAGCGAGAGAAAUAUUUUGAUAAAUGGAUGAAAAGUGAAGCAAAGUCCUACAAGAAUGCUAUUCAAGCUGCAUGGAUGGAUUGGGUUAUCAAUGGGAAGAAAAAUGAGGUUGAUAUGAUCUUUGGCGUGGUCCAGGUGGAUUCUAUGGCGCGCAUCGAAAACAGCAAGGAAGCGAUGAGGAACUCUGCGAUAGACGAUCCAAGUGGCGAUGGAGAGGUAUACGGGGUUAGUCUCACGCCCAAGACCUGGGCUACGGCCUGUAAAGUUAGGGCCGAGGAGUGGCGUGGCAAUGAUUUGAGGCAGCUGAAAGGCAGUGACGAAAUUGCAUGGAGUAAAGUCACGCUGUCCUAUUCUACAUCAGAUUUACAGACUCAGGGAAGUGGACCCGCCAGCUACGGCCUCUGGACCUUGGGUGACGACGGCUUGCCUGAGGAACUGCGCCAAGAGAUGGCAUCCUGCGAUGUCGGCAUUUCAUUUUCUGCCCUCGUUGUCAACAUCAGCCGCCCAUGGCUGCACAGCGACCUCUUCAGCGACACUGAUCUCGAUGCUCAAAGGGGUGUCAAAGUCAGCCCUGGCCCAAGUCGCAUUCAUGAGAUGCUCGAGGCGCAGGAAGAGGAGAGGAGCAAUGACUGGGCCUUUCCUGCUUACCCAACCUCAUUUGUCAUUGCUGCUGAUACAACGAUUGAAUUCAAGGGACGAGUGAAGGCUAUAGAAGAAUUUUGGAAAGCUGGCAGUGAGGUGGUUGGAUAUGGGCCGUGCCUUCACCUUCGCUUUCUGAUGUCCAUCUUCAUCAAUACAUUUCAAUCCGAUUUCUUUUCUGAAAAGAUGAAGAGAAUCACGAGAGCUGCUCGAGCUGCCGAGAUGAACUCCCAGUCGACAGAAGAUCAGGGAACUAGUCGUCCGCGACGACAGCUCAUCACUUCCAUCGUUCAGUCUCCAGUUGCACCCGCUCUGCAAACACCUCUUCAGCAUGUACCCGCCCGACGAUCCGCACCCUCCACACCCGAUAUCGAAUGCACCACAGAAGAACACAUCGUUGAAAAGUUCACCCGCGGACUCCAGAUCGUAUCAAAUUGCGCGGCGGAUAUCCCAUCUAUUCUCUCCGACAUCAUCAGCCACUGCCAGGACCGCGUAGUGCUUCACCAACAAGCUACCAGGGAAUUAGGAAGGUUCCACAUCGGCUGCUGGGACGGCUACUUCAGAAUGGUUGCUGCCGACACUGAUUGGUUGACCAACAACUGGGGUGGUUCGAACUGGCUUCCGCCUGAUAUUCGGGCUGGGCUUGAGAGGUCGUUUGGUACUCCAGUGCCCUCGUCUUAUGUGAGAGCCUUGGUUGCAAUUACACAGGCUGCACAGGCCUAUGAAAUCGACCUCGACUCUCUUUGGGCUGAAGACGGCGCUCUGAGAACGGCAGUGGGCGAUGGUGGGGAAAUUUGUCUCUCCCCAGCACUGGAGCAGGAGAUCAUCGGCCAGAUCAAUCAUGAGGGAGCGCUUACAGCCCCAGAGGCUUCUGCUCAAGGACGACAAAGCUCGACUGCUGUUCAUCUCGAGGGUGGAAGCGAAAGGUCUAAUGGCAUCAAAGUCGAGACGAGCGAGCAAAGCGAACCUGCAUCAAUCCAGACAGUUCCUAGCCAUGAAACUCCUACUGGAAACGGCAACGAUGAUCCUCCAACUGCUGUGGAAGUGCCUACCGCUCACGAACAUGUAGCACAGACGCAGGCCCAGCCCACGAAUGAUGGAACGCAAUCCGCUCCACCAGUGACCAGAAAGCGGACUUUCGAUCAGAUGAAUAGCACAGAAGACUCAAUGUAUGACAAGUACAAGACACUUACGACGAGCAUCACGCUGGAAAGGUUUGCUCAGCUUCGAGCAGAAGCAAUCGAGAAACUGGAACGAGCGGAGUCCGAAAAGGCAGCCACCGACCGCAUACUGGUAACAAUGAGAGCCAAAGAAGACCAACUCCAGCAAAUCCGCGACCACAGCAAGAGGAUGAUCGACACCACGAGCAAUGGACUAAGAGAACAGGCCAAUCACGAUGUCCUGGCCGGAACGCUGGCGAACAUGGGAGAAGUGUACUUCAAGGGCAUGAACAGAUUACUUGAUUGUGUUCUUCAGGCGUCCUCUGCCUCUAUUUUCGGAUUCACGGUCGAAGAUGUGCAAGCACGACAGACCGCAGCGAUUGACAAGGUCGACAAAGGGAAGAAACACAUCCGGGCGCUGGAUCACAUUGAAAAGGCACGAGCGGUACACGAGAACUACAUUGAGAUGGAGGGAUUUCGCGAGAGUUUGCGUGCUGUUUGGGCCAAGACAGGUGAGCGCGUGGAGGAUUUGGAGAAGGCGUGCGUUGCUGCGUUUAGUCAUGCGGAGGAAGAAGACUAG